AUGAGCUCCAGAGGCAGCGGCGGCGGCGGUGGCGGCCGCACCAACGGCUCACUGCCCCAGACCAAGAUCUGCCAGUUCAAGCUGGUGCUGCUGGGGGACAUGGCCGUGGGCAAGUCCAGCCUGGUGCUGCGCUUCGUCAAGGGCCAGUUCGACGAGUUCCAGGAGACCACCAUCGGGGCUGCUUUCCUGGCCCAGUCCGUGUGUCUAGAUGACACCACGGUGAAGUUUGAGAUCUGGGACACCGCAGGACAGGAGCGGUACCACAGCCUGGCGCCCAUGUAUUACCGCGGAGCUCAGGCCGCCAUCGUCGUGUUUGACAUCACCAAGCCGGACACGUUUGAGCGAGCCAAGGCCUGGGUGAAGGAGCUGCAGCGACAGGCCAGUCCCAACAUCGUUAUCGCUCUGGCUGGGAACAAGGCCGACCUGGCCGAGAAGAGACUGGUGGAGUACGAGGAAGCUCAGACGUAUGCUGACGACACCGGCCUGCUCUUCAUGGAGACCUCGGCCAAGACGGCCAUGAACGUCAACGAGCUCUUCCUGGCCAUCGCAAAGAAGAUGCCAAAGACCGACACCCAGAACCCGACACACGCAGCGCGGCACCGCGGCGUCAACCUGCAGGACCCGGACGCUCACUCCACCCGGGCCUGCUGCGGUGGGAACUAGACCUCCACCACUCCCCCCCAGUGCUCCCACCAUCCUCUCCACCACAGCCCGUCACCCCUCCCGUCUCCCGGCCCCGGGCGCGAGGUGGGGUAACCCAGUAUCUACUCACCCACCCCCCCUCCUUUCAUCCUCCUGUCCGAACAAACAGAUAAUUUAAAAAUGAGAGAAUGAGGCGCGAUGGUUCACGUCCGUGUCUCCUGAGCGACUGAGAUCCUGCAUUCUGAAACCGAGGGCAGGUUUAGAGACGACUGAGACAGAGAAGUGCAAAAUAAAGAAAGUGGAAGACGGUGGCAAAGCCUGUUGUAGUAUUUAGCACUAAUAACCGUGAGUUUUUCUUUUUGUUUCCACUCGGCCCGGCCACGUUUCAGCCUUGUUUGAUUGUGUGAAGAUACACAAACUGAGACAGAAAAAAAAGGCGCAAGCAUCUGCUCCUCCUGAACCAAUCAGAUCCCGCUGUGAAUAACUCCACAUGCUGUAUAUGAAUGAGCCCAUGACUCCUAAAACCCUCCGUGUCCUGCCUGGCGCCCCCUGGUGUCAGUGGUACCAUCCAUCAGACCUAUGGCACAGUUUAUCCAACAGAAGUUCAUUUGUGUGUAUUUGUUGUCCGGUGUUUUUGACUUGACCGCUUGUAGUGAUGCUCCACUCACACUCCUUUAGUCCAUGUGAAGCAAAUGGUUCGGCACACCUUUUUUUUCUGGA
Limanda limanda (common dab) is the source of this 1362-nucleotide messenger RNA. It is a transcript of the gene rab5b, whose product is annotated as RAB5B, member RAS oncogene family. The coding region runs from base 1 to 663 and encodes 220 amino acids. The record is from RefSeq and is a predicted model, not a curated record. Gene Ontology annotation, molecular function: GTPase activity; GTP binding. The transcript is spliced from 5 exons. Lineage: Eukaryota; Metazoa; Chordata; Actinopteri; Pleuronectiformes; Pleuronectidae.